Penicillium manginii is the source of this 771-nucleotide messenger RNA. RefSeq names its product MARVEL domain-containing protein. The transcript has a single exon. Bases 1 to 771 code for a protein of 256 amino acids. The record is from RefSeq and is a predicted model, not a curated record. NCBI's taxonomy places the organism in Eukaryota, Fungi, Ascomycota, Eurotiomycetes, Eurotiales, Aspergillaceae.
AUGGCAUUCCUCCUUGUGAAGGCUCUCGAACUCGGCUACAACCGCCACAAAAAGAACAAGGCCUCAAAAAAGCAAAAAGAAGCCGAACUCUACGGCCAACAACCCCCCUUCUCAAACGCCCAAUACCCGCAAGAGCCAUACCCAAUGUCCUCAUAUCCCCACGGCGUCGCACCGGGCACCGAUAUGCGCUACCCACCCCCAAACAGCGCACCGCAAAGCAAACGCGCCAAACUCGCCGAGAUGCUCAUGUCAGUCCUGCGCUUCUUCCAAUUCGUCUUCGGCCUCACUGUCAUCGGCCUCUACGGUAAAGACAUCCACCACGACCACGAAGACAAGCACGAGUGGAAUUCGAAGUGGGUGUAUGCCGUCAUCACCGCGUUCCUGGCCACCAUCACCGCAGUUGUGCACAUGGUCAUUCCGUUCCUGAUGCGGCGCACGGCUCGGGCAUAUACGCCCAUACCCGCGCUACAGUUGCCGCAGUUUGUCUGGGAAUUUGUCCUGUGUGUGCUGUGGCUGACGCUUUUCGGAAUCUUUGGGAAAUUGUAUAUUGGGGUUCAUGCGGUUAGUGGGUCGAAGGCGCAAGAGGCUGCUUUGGGGGAUGCUUCGAAGAUUAAUCGUAUGCGGCAUGCUUGUUGGAUCGAUUUGAUUAAUUUGCUUAUGUGGGUUGCUACUUCGUCGUGGGUUCUGCUUAAGUGGUUGAAGGCGAGGCGGGAUGGUGCUGCUGCUACUGCUGUUGAUACUGAGAAGGCGGAGGAGGGGGUUUCUUUCUAG